This is a messenger RNA of Varroa destructor (honeybee mite), 3870 nucleotides long. It is a transcript of the gene Chpf, whose product is annotated as Chondroitin polymerizing factor. Gene Ontology annotation, cellular component: Golgi cisterna membrane. Gene Ontology annotation, molecular function: glucuronosyl-N-acetylgalactosaminyl-proteoglycan 4-beta-N-acetylgalactosaminyltransferase activity. The record is from RefSeq and is a predicted model, not a curated record. NCBI's taxonomy places the organism in Eukaryota, Metazoa, Arthropoda, Arachnida, Mesostigmata, Varroidae.
UGUAGUCACGCCACAAACGUCUGUGAAUUGUGCCUUCGAUACGGCCUGAUUUGUAGUGCUUUAACUGUCUAAUUGUUUACCGAGUCUCCAAGGGACUGUUGGCAGCGAGGAACUCACUGACUUACGGUCUACAAACUGUAAGCCACUUUUUCCUGAGUAAUAACAGCGUAUUGGUUUAAAUCGCUUCGCUCUGUAAAAAAAAUACAAUAUCGGUUUUGCCCACUGAAUAGCAGCACGAAAAACCUGGUAGUGGAACCCUAUUACUAAAGUGAAUGCUGUUGACUGGUCCUCAAAAAGGAAACACCAUAUGCAAAGUGUGUGCCAUAAAAAUGUGUAAUUGAAAUAACAAUCAAGCUUAUCGCAGGACUACCGUUUGCAGUGAAUUUAUAAAACAUUAAAACGUGAAUUUUAUUUAUUGCUGUGACCAUAGUAUCUGUGCAGUUAAUGUAAGUCGACUUGCAAUCAAGUGCUGAUGUAUUUCAUGUGCUCUACAGCUUAGUGAAGGAACAGCCGAUUUUUUUAGGCAAUGUUCUUUUACUUCACGGAUAUCUCUACAAAGCGUCAAUAAAAUCAUCUAGUGUAAAACUGUCGGAUUGAAUGCUAAGUUAUGCCCAGUAAAUAAAUCACGUUGUGAUUUAGCUAACAAACGACACGUUAAAUGUUUAUUUACGUGAAGUGAAAUUUCCAGAAGAAACACUCAGCUGAGAAAAACUUAGAGACAAAUGAUUCCUCGGUGAAUAGGGUAUCACGUGCCCAAAAGGUGGGAUAGCAAUUCUGGCGUGAUGGUAAUAUGAUGGCAUAUUCCCGACUAUCGCCACAAUGAACCACCGCCGUAUUAUACCAGUAGGUUACUCCUGCAUUUCUUUUCGUGACCGUCUGAGUUAUUUACAAGUACAUAAACCUGAUUUCUCGAUCGCGGAACUUUCGAAUCCUACGUGGGACUUGAGCCCCUUUAGCCACCUUGAAGCUUACAUCAUCACCUCAUCGAAGAGGACGUCAUGGCUCGCACAUCUCUUCGAAGACUACCUUUAUUCGUUGGCCUUUUGCUGGGGGCCAGUGCUGCUUUGCUACUUGUAACUCCACUGCACUGCGAGGCCCCUCCGGAGAAUAUAGAGCCCAUUAUCAACUUGCAAACACGAUAUGUAGGCACCCGACAAGCUAACCAACCUGCGAUUAUACGGCCAAGAUUUUUCUCGACAGAGUUGGAGAUUAAGGAAAAGCUUCUAGCAGUAGCCUUAGGCGAGCCCCACAGCCUGCCCACUUUCGGAGCUGCUUUAAAUCACACAUUGGGAUCACACGUGACCAAACUGAUAUUUUACGUCUGUGCUUCUAGUCCAACACAAGACAGAGUAAAACUACGGCCCAAUGUCGUUCACGUAUCCAGCGGGUGUAACUCUCUUUUAUAUCAUGUGCUCAGUCAUUUGGCAGCGAGGCAGUUCGUCAAGGACUAUGAUUUCGUGCUGAUCACUCGCGAUUCAUCUUUCAUUCGUGGUGAAAAUCUCAUGUCUUUAGUAAACCAUAUUAGCGUGGCUCAAGAGGUCUAUAUGGGACUGCCUGUUUCUACAGAUCCUCGCGUCUGCGAACUUGAAGCUGGCAUACUCUUCUCUAGGCCAACAAUAGAAAAGGUACUCGCAAAUCUUGAGCAAUGUGCUUCAACAGAUUUAGCUUCUUUGGGCGACGAAGAUGUAACGGAUUGCAUAUCACAACUAGCAGGCUUCCCUUGUCAAACUGCUCUUGGCCAAGGAAGAUACCUAUCUGUAGACGCCGAGAGAAGAUUUUCUUCGGCAUUAUUUAAUGACUCUCAAAGUCCGAUCAUCAGUGUGGCACCCCUGACAUCCCAUACGUCUUUCUACCGACUCAAUCAUUAUCUAGAUGGACAAACUUCUAGGAAGGUACGGCGCCAGCUUCAAGGUAUCUCGAAUGCUAUUGCCGAUGUUAAUUCGAAAUGCGACAUGCCUGAUAACGUAUGGCCGAGAGGAGUCCGCUCGCAUUUCAAACCAAAGAAACGCUUUGAUAUAAUUCGCACAACGUACUUCAACAGGACACAUGUACUAUGGCCUGAAGAUUCUCGUGUAGCGCUUACCUUGGAUGAUAUUUCGAUGAAAGACGUCGACGAGGUGGUUCGAGCCUGUGAAAAACUAGUGCAAAGUACCGUUGAACUCGUCGAUGGUUGGAAAACUGUAGAUCCUGCAGCAGGAGUGCGAUACACCGUAGAUGCUCGAAUUCGUGGCGCUAUGCGUCGUUUAGAAGUAGUUCGUCCGCUUUCUUUAACCGAACUCGUCGCCAUGCCAUACGUUACGGAAGAGGCGCGUAUCACUUUAGUCCUCUGGGUCCACAUGCACGAGGUCGAGGAGGUUCAAACAUUCCUGGAUCAUUACGCUUCUCUUAUGAAAAAAGGUGAACGAACUACACUUCUGUUGGUCUUUCUUCUUCAACGAAAUGGAUCUGAGAAAGUGUUCGACCCGAUCAGAAGUGCAGCUGAAAACUACUCAAAACAAUUUGGUAAAACACCAUCCCGAAUUGCCGUAAUCAAAAUUCGAUGUCCCAAACACCUUCCAGAGUUUGGACUUGUUGAUAUUAUAGCAUCGAAGUUAAAAAAGAAUGAUAUCAUUCUUCUGAUUCAGCCGAAUGUGCUGCUGUCGGCAAAUUUCUUAAACCGUGUCCGUAUGAAUACGAUUCGCUCAGAACAAGCGUUCUUGCCAAUUCCAUUUGCAAUGUUUAACCCCCGCAUCUCUAAGAUCACACAGUCUAUGUCAUUAUCUAAAGAUGCAGGCUUUUUUGAUGAAGACUCCGUCGACAUUCUUUCCGUGUACGCGGGGGACUAUCUAGAGGUGCGAAGAACAUUAGCCCAUAUUCCAUUGGCAACAGUAUCGGCAGACCUAGAUCGGGAAGCUUACCGCAAUUCGACCUUCGGAAUUGCUGAGCUACUCUUGCUCUGUAAACAAUUACAUGUUAUGAGAGCAGCCGAUCCAGAAGUGCGACUAAAAUAUGUGCGUCGGGAUUGUGAUCGAAUAAGCUCCAAUCUCCGAGAAAUCAGUCAUUGCUACCGUUCGCGAAAAAAAAAGCUUGGUAGUAAGAAACAGUUAGCAGCUUUACUUGCUCCGCCUUAGAAUAGAAAGAAACAAAACUAUAUAUAUCGACCUUAUGAUUUAUUUUUAGGGUUUAUCGACUUAAUUCUAUUUGAAACAUAAACACGAACUGGGUGUGAUCCAGUCGUGCAAAUGUACUGAAUUUUGUAUUAACUAUCUCCAAGCUAGACCCUUUCCUAUUCAAUUCAUAGUUUGAUAAUCCCUGGUUUAUACGAGUAUGCAAUAUGUGUGACGAAGUUAAGCAAGCGGCUUUGAAUUUUUGGCCUUAUGCUUUCUGUUCACAUGAACGUAACAAAGGUUGGCCAUGUUCGCAAAAUAGAUGAACUACUGGCUUAGCUAAACUAGGUGCGAUGGCAAAUUGAUUGUUGGAUGUAGCCCUGGGAAUUAUAGGUAAGGAUAAUUGUUUUUUAUUCCCUGUGGCUCCCAGUAAAAACAACGAAAAUGUAUCUUUCUGACAACCACUUCACUGUACGGUUACAUAUUACAGUUUAAAGUUCACUUCAACUUUACAGGAGAUCCAAACUAUUUUGAAAAUUAAAGGUGCACUUUUAACUAAAACAUUUUGAAUUUCCAAGAGUCAUCUAAAUUACACGUAGUUCAUGAUUUGGCAGUUCGAAAUAUUUUGUGGCCGAUAACUAACAUUCAAAAGGGCUGCUGUUCGUGAGGUUUACCUAAUUGUGUACAUCAAAAUUUUGGAUGCUGCUUAAGAUGCGCUAGACGCGCAAUUGUAUACAGGCUCUGUAAAUAGAUAGGCCAAAUUUUAGGUUCAAUAAAAUUUUAA